AUGGCUUUUUCUUCUUCGUCUCACAUCAGGAGAUACCAUGUUUUCCCUAGUUUCCACGGUCCAGAUGUUCGUAAAGGAUUUCUCAGUCAUUUACUCAACCUCUUUGAAAGGAAAGGAAUCACAACUUUCAAGGAUCAAGAGAUCAAGAGAGGAUAUACGAUUGGACCUGAACUCGUGCAAGCCAUUAGAGAAUCGAGGCUCUCACUCGUGGUGCUCUCCAAGAAGUACGCUACUUCAAGCUGGUGUUUAGAUGAGUUGGUUGAAAUUUUGAAAUGCAAAAAAGAGCAUGGGAUGGUGAUGCCGAUAUUUUACGAAGUUGACCCGUCUGAUGUACGGAAACAGAGGGGAGAGUUCGGCAGUGCAUUCCAGAAAACUUGCGAAGGGAAAGGUGAAGGGGAGAAGAAAAUAUGGAUCAAAGCUUUGGCUGAUGUUGCAACCAUUGCAGGAGAACACUCUUCAAAUUGGGAGGAUGAAGCUAAGAUGAUCGAAAAGAUUGCUGCUGAUGUUUCAAACAAACUGAGUGUUACACCAUCAAAUGAUUUUGAAGGGGUGGUGGGAAUGGAAGCUCACUUGAGAAAAAUAAACUCUUGUCUAGUUAUGGCGUGUGAUGAUGUGAAGAUGAUUGGAAUUCAGGGUCCUGCGGGAAUUGGUAAGACAACCAUUGCUAAAGCUUUAUUCAAGCAGCUCUCUGCUGCUUUUAAACUUAAAUGCUUUUUGGGGAACCUCAAGGGAAGUUAUGGAAGCUCUGGUGUCCAGGAUUCGAAGUUCUGUCUACAAAGCCAACUUCUGUCCAAGAUUUUGAACCAAAAGGAUAUGAGCGUCGAUGAUCUAGGUGCAAUAAAGGAAUGGCUACAACACCAAAAAGUCCUUAUUGUUCUUGAUGAUGUUGAUGAUCUUGAACAACUAGAUGCCUUGGCAGAAAAACCAUCUUGGUUUGGCAGAGGAAGCCGAAUUAUUGUUACCACGAAAGAUAGCAAGAUAUUGAAGGCACAUGGGAUAAAAAAUAUCUACCAUGUUGGUUAUCCAUCCGAAGAAGAAGCUCCUGAGAUCUUGUGCCUAUCUGCUUUCAAACAAAGUUAUGUACAAGUUGGUUUUGAAAAGGUUGCAAAGAAAGUAGCAAAGCUAUGCGGUUAUCUUCCAUUAGGCCUUUGUGUUGUAGGCUCAUCUUUACGUGGGGAGAGUAAGCAAGAGUGGGAAUGUCAAUUAUCUAGGAUCGAAUCUAGUCUUGAUAGAAAACUUGAAGACGUACUAAAAGUGGGAUAUGACAAACUAUCAUAUAAGCAUCGAUCUCUGUUUCUCCACAUUGCAUUUUUCUUCAAUGAUAGAGCUGUUGAUCAUGUGACGACCAUGUUAGCUGAUAGUAACUUGGAUGUGAGUAUGGGAUUGAAGAUCCUUGCCGAUAAAUCUCUCGUCUAUGUAUCAACCAAUGGAUGGAUAACGAUGCAUUGUUUACUGCAACGAUUGGGGAGAGAAAUAGUUUAUAAACAGUCUGAAGAGCCCGGGAAACGUCAGUUUCUAGAAAAUGCGAACGAGAUUCUUGAUGUGCUGAAAAAUAAUACAGGUACUGGAUCUGUCUUGGGUAUAUCAUUUGAUACGUCGUCUAAGAUGAGCGAGUGCUCUAUAAGUGGACGAGCUUUUGAAGGAAUGCGUAAUCUCCGGUUCUUAAGAAUCUAUGGGAGAUUUUUUAAUGCAUUGAAGAUAUCGGAAGACAUGAAAUAUCUACCUAGUCUAAGGUUACUACAUUGGGAUUCAUACCCGAGAAAACAUCUUCCUCUAACAUUUCGACCUGAAUGUCUCAUCGAGCUUCGUAUGCAAUUUAGCAAUCUGGAGAAGCUUUGGGGAGGAAUCCAGCCCCUUCCGAAUCUCAAGAAGAUGAAUUUGGGAUACUCAAAAAAUUUGAAAGAAAUCCCAAAUCUUUCCAAAGCCAUUAAUCUAGAGACACUGACACUAACGUAUUGCACAAGUUUGGUGGAGCUUCCUUCAUCUAUUUGGAAUCUACAAAAACUGAGGAAGUUGAGGAUGCGUGACUGCAGAAAGCUACGACUUGUUCCAAUCAAGAACAACUUAGAAUCUUUCGAGGAAGUUGAAAAUAAUAGUAUCUCACAUUUUAAGAGUGCUCCAAGGGUUUCUAUGAAUAUCAAGUAUCUCAAUGUUGGAAACACAUUAUUGGAAGAAGUUCAUCCAUCAAUUGUCCAACGUUUGCCUUAUCUUAAGUGGCUUUGUUUAGGUGGCCGGAACGUCAAAAGAAUAACAGGUGUUCCAGAAAGCGUUAAGCAUCUACACCUAAGCAAUAGUGAUAUAGACAUGAUUCCGGAUUGUGUUUUAAGUCUCCCUCAUCUAGAAAGUCUUUUCCUCAACAAGUGCAGACAGCUCGUGUCACUGCAAGGUCUUCCCCCUAGGCUCAAGUACAUAGAUGCAAGCAAUUGUAGAUCACUCGAGAGAGUAUGCUUCUCUUUCAAUCAUAUAAUCACACACUUCAUGUUUCGGAACUGUUUUAACCUGGAUGAAGAAUCAAGAAGAGUAAUCAUACAACAAAGAGGCUACAAUAAUGUAUGGUUACCAGCACCAGGUAAAGAGGUUCCUGCGGAGUUCACUCACAAAGCUACAGGAAAAUCUAUAAUAAUCCCUAUGGUUCUGGAUGGUGAUGGAACUUUCUCAGCGUACUCUAGAUUUAAGGCAUGCCUCGUCCUUCCGCCAACCAACAACUAUGUAUUACUUGAUAUACAUUGCCGUAUAAAAACCAAAUCAGGUGUCAUCAUUAAGGAAGUUAAGUGGAAUUCAAUGGACUAUUUUCAUUAUCAAACGAAACAUCUGUUUUUCUGUGGUGGUAGCUUAAUUGGAGAAACACAUGAGGUGGAUGUGACUACAAGGGAGAUUGUUUUUGAGUUCAGCUGCAGGGAUAACCACGAGAUUACUGCGUGCGGUGUAAGGAUCGUGAAUGAGGAAGAAAAAAGUACUAGUGGUGGUAGUGUUGGCUGCUUUGAAACUGGAGGCAGCAGCAACUACUACCAUGCAGAUGGAGAUGAAGAUUAUAAACCUGAGGCCGUUCAGGUCUCUCUAAUUAGAAACACUAAAGGCGGUGAAUAUACAUGUUGUUGGAGUUGGCUUAAGAGGCUUUGGUCUGGAGAAGAAGAUGAUGAAGCAGAAGAAGACAAGACUUCCAUUAUGGUUCGAAGAUGA
This is a messenger RNA of Raphanus sativus (radish), 3180 nucleotides long. RefSeq names its product disease resistance protein RML1A-like. Bases 1 to 3180 code for a protein of 1059 amino acids. The record is from RefSeq and is a predicted model, not a curated record. Gene Ontology annotation, molecular function: ADP binding; ATP hydrolysis activity. The transcript is spliced from 4 exons. Gene Ontology annotation, biological process: signal transduction; defense response. NCBI's taxonomy places the organism in Eukaryota, Viridiplantae, Streptophyta, Magnoliopsida, Brassicales, Brassicaceae.